Molecule: messenger RNA, 3689 nt
Organism: Megalobrama amblycephala (Wuchang bream)
Lineage: Eukaryota; Metazoa; Chordata; Actinopteri; Cypriniformes; Xenocyprididae
Exons: 14
Coding region: 121-2883 (920 amino acids)
Biological process (GO): heterophilic cell-cell adhesion; homophilic cell-cell adhesion
Cellular component (GO): adherens junction
Source: RefSeq, a predicted model, not a curated record
AUACACACAGCUGACUGUGACCUCUUCUGUCCCACAGCCUAACAGAUUCAACCACACACACACCCUGGCACAUACAUUCAAGUGUUUUUUGCUCCAGUUGCCUUCUUUAAUGACUUUAACAUGGGCCUGCCAAUAUUUUUUAUUUUAGGAAUGGUUCUGAAUCUUGCUCACAGCAUGGAAUUUCAAGAUUCAGAGCCCAGACACUUGGUUCUCAACCAAACAGUGACAGGGAUUUUGGGGGAGGAGGUCUACCUACAUUGUCUGUACACUGGAGAAUUAGAGAUCAUGUUCUCCUCCUGGAACCGGCUGGAUUCUUCAAAGAGGUCAAAGAAAAUGGCAGGCUACAAUCAUCUUAAACCUUACAGCAGAGAAACCUUUGACAUCCCGGCAUCACCUAAAAACCUUACCGUAAAGUUGAACGUGACAAAUCUCGAUCUAGAGGGAGAAUACACAUGCGUCAUCAACACUGUUGAGGACGAAGUGAAGGACACCAUGUUUCUCAGAGUUAUUGCUCGGCCUGGUAUUGACUUAACUGUGAAGAAGGAAGUUGUGAACAGGACCCUCUACCAUGCUGUCACUUGCUCUGCCUCCAGUGCCAAGCCUGAGGCUGUGAUUAGAUGGGAGAUCUCUGGUGCCCUUCCAAGAGAUGACAUCUUCUCUGUGGACACGACUAAUACAGUUCAUCUCAAUGGCACAACCAGUUCAAUCAGUGUACUGAGCUUCCCCUUAAUUAUGAAUAAUGAGAGCACUGUUACCUGUGUGGUCAAUCAUCCAGCUUUUACUGAACCUGAAAGAGCCAACAUUGAGGUGGAAACAUUUGUUUCUCCUAUUAUGAGCAUGGAGACCGUCCAUGUCCAAGAAGAAGGAGAAGACUUUCAAGAGGUCCUCUGCAUGGCAACAGGGGGGAAGCCACAUCCAAAUAUCACAUGGAGACUGCCUGAAUUCAAAAACACACCACCUAUACUGAGAAAUAACUCAGUUAAUUCAGAUUCAGUAAUCAGUUCUUAUCGGUUCCCAUCCGAUCCUUAUGAAGGAGAAAAUGUCUCUUGUGUUUUUGGCUACAUGUUUUUCCCUUUCAUAAACACAAGGACAAUCACUUUGCCAGUUUACUAUCUUUCCUCACUUCACUUCGUUGAUUACGCCAUUAACAGUGAGAAUCAGACUUCGCUGGCGUUUGAGGAGGGGGACACAAAUAUUACAAUCAGGAUGGGUAUUUUGGGAAAUGUACCAAGUCAUGAAAUUAACUGUUCCAGGGAAGGCCAACCACUACCUGAGGAUGUGGAUGUGGUUGGCAAUUAUAUCUUUCUCAGGGGUCCUUUAGAGCUGCACCUCUCUGGACAGUAUCUCUGUCAGGCCUCUUACCGUAGACAUCAAGUUUCCUUGCAAUUCACAAUUGAAGUAAAUCCAAAAGUUCUAUUGCCAGUGACAUUUCCCCCAAAUAUCAGUGUGAAUUUCGUAGAGAAUUCAGAUUACAUUCACAUCGAGUGUUUGGCCUCCAAUGCUGUUCCCACUGCAAAUGUGUCCUGGAUCAUUUCACAAGAGAUGAAUUGUACAAUCCAGUCGAAUGUCACAUCCUUUAAUGGAUCGUAUUCUGUCAAAAGUGUGUUGACUGUGCCCAACUGCAUGGCACGCGAAUAUGUAGUUGAGUGUGUAGUCGACCAUCCUGCUUUCAUGGAAAAAGAGAGGCGGCAGAUUGCUCUUCCUGUGUGUGCACCACCAAAUAUAACCCUGCAGUCUAGUAUUAAAUGGGACAGUGGCGUUGCAUACACAUGGCUGGUGUGUUCAGUGCAGAGCCAGACUCCAGCAGAGGCCAUCACCUGGGCCGUAGACUGCCAUGGCAUUGACAUUGCCUCUAGUGAGUUCGUAAUGAGUCAGCCUGACUUUCAGCAGAGUCAUAUGGUUGUCGUUCAGAGUGUGGCACGUAUUCCUAUUCACUCACAUGCCGGAUGCAGCGUGACCUGUGCGGUUGAGCUUCAAGGGUUAGCGAAACCAGAGAACAAGAGCAUUGACCUGCCUCCCUUAGGUCCGUCUGCAAGCCGCGUGUUUUUGCGUGAAGAGAGAUACACUGAUAAUUGGCAUGCUGUGUGUGAGUACAGCGGCGAUGGGGUGAUUCCCAAAAUCUCCUGGGUCCUGUCUGAUGAAGACACUGAAAUUCAGGCAACUACUGAGUCCAAGUGCAAUGGAAUUAAAGUAAAUGUCAAUUUGACUUCUGAAUUUCAACUCAAUCAGUAUGAGGGGAAGGAAUUGACAUGUCUGAUCCAGAACAAGUUCGGCAAGGAUGAGAGACAGAUGGUGCAUGUUCCAAAAUACUCUAUCUCAUCUAUUGAGGUUGUAAACAAAACCACACUUUAUCGAAGAAGUCAUGGCCAGCAUGAGCAUCGAUUAGCACUGCAAGAAAACCUCUCUAAUCAGAAGAUACUUCUCAGAGCCCAUGGCAAUGCACCAUCAUACAAGACAACAUGUUACAGGGAGGACAGGUCAGCAGCACACACUGUGGGCAUGGCAUUAGUUUUUACAAAACCAGUGUCUGAACUGAAUGCAGGACUGUACAUAUGCCAGGUCUCGUACCACCACCACAUAGCUGAAGUUUUCAUUCGUGUGGAUGUAACUAGUGAAGAGACUCAACACAUGAUAUUCAUCACCAUCUGCUUCACGUCAGCUGCUGCAAUCACCCUCGUCUUGAUCAUCGUUUUGUUUGUCCUCUGUAAAAGUGGGAAACGCCAUUCAUCACAAAAGAAAAACAGGAAAGAGCGUGAGUCUCUGGCAGCUCUAAUGCAGGACCCUCGAUGCCCGGAGAGGACGGUGCUUCCAAGCGAGGCUGGGCCGAACUAUGCCGAACUUGUGCAUUAUUCCAUUGUUCUUGAUGUUAAAAGCACUGUGUGAGUCACCUGUUGGGUUUAAUGCAGGUAACAUAUCCGUUUUUGCACAUACAGUGCACAGCAUAAAUGAGUACACCCGCUCUGAAACUUCUGAAAGUCAGCAAUUACUCAAUUACUUAGAAGACAUGUUAGGGUUCUUUAGAGAUAUAAUGUUCCAGCAAGUCUGCUUAAUCAAUUACCAAAGAAGCAUGUCAAAAUUAUUCAGGAAAAUAAGAUUUUCUUAUCAAGGUGAUAAAAUGUUGUGUAGCAAAAGUUACUAAAUACAACAAAAUAAUUUUUUUCUGCUGUAAGUUUAAGGCUAUGUUUGAUCAACAGUUAAGUAUGUUGAACCAAAACAUUUAAAGAGAAGUAAUUUCUUGAAAAUUAAAAGUGAAUCAUUCUCAGACUUAAUGCUGACAACAAUUGAACCACUUGGGAGAGAACUGUCUGGAGACUUAUUUCUCAGCACAAAAGAGGACAGUGGUACCAGAUGAUUACCAAAUCGUUGUUUUAAGUGUGAAAAUAUAGCAAAAGUAACACAGAAAUUCAAAAACAAUGGACUUGUGACAAGGCCCCUGAAAUAAUCAGGACUUCAUUUUAAGCUUUCAUUUAGUGAUGAGGGAUUUUUUUGCUAGACAAAGAGCAGGAGAAAUACCAAGCGAGUGUCUCAGAGCCAGCAAAAGCUGUGAAAAAAGUGACUGUUUUUCUCACAGAGUAAGAUGCAGACUGCAGAAAUGACUUGCAUGGUUGUUGUUCUCACUGGAACUACCUACUGUAACCAAAGCACAAUAAAGUCAGUUAGCCAUUUCCAAAGUCCAUCUUUACAAAAUC